AUGGCAAUUUCUGGCCAUCGAAAUGAGCAAAGUCUUGUUCAUUACAACGCACGACUAUCGUCUUUACAGCUCCACAACUGCAGCGAUGUCUUGUCUCGUUCGCUAAUUACUGAUGAUCAUACUUCCACUGCUCCUUCUAGUUCAUCUCAAGCUCACUCUCCAACCCAACAGCAGAUUUUUGGUGCAUCAACGUCGACUAGUUCAACGACAAGCACACACUUGCAGAACUUCGCUGUGGCUGGCAGCAUGUUUAGUUCUUGCUCGAUCGCCAGUGUCCAGAUCGUGUAUAAAUCAAACAGCGAUUAG
Molecule: messenger RNA, 306 nt
Organism: Paramuricea clavata
Lineage: Eukaryota; Metazoa; Cnidaria; Anthozoa; Malacalcyonacea; Plexauridae
Source: the annotation of a GenBank genome assembly